UUAGGUCGUCCUUAUAAAAUCCUAGAUCCUGUGGAAAAAAAAAAAAGAAAGCUUAUCCCAAUUUAUUCUCUUUUUCUUUAUUUCUUUUUUGUCUUUUAAAAGACUUGAUAUAAUCACGAAAUGAACUCAACUCACGAAACAAAAGAAUGGCACAUGUCUCAAGCUUCUUUACAAAAUCCUUGCAUGGCCGAAAGUCCUGUAUCUCAGUCACCUCAAAUUCAGCACUAUUCACCAAUGCCUUCAAUGGAUCAUCACUAUGGACAAUCAUUUCCUCAGGGCCCUAUGCAUCCUCCUGUUCAUCACCAGCUUCCGCCCUCAACCAAUUUCUUACCUGCUGGAAAGAAUGACACGGAUCCACGCUUACCUGGUAUGAUGUCUCUUUCCCAACCUGGUACUCCUCGUCCUGCUCAUCAUUCCUCUCCUCCCUCAAAGAAAGCUCAUGCUAAUUAUACCACCUCAUCAUUCCAUGCUGCUCCUUAUGCCCACCCAUCACUAGCUCGCAAGAGAGGAAGAAAUGAACUUUUUUCUACUGAGCUCGGUCCUUUCUUUAGUUCCACAAAGCCCUUUGAUAAUUUGUAUGCGUUGGACAGAUCUACAUUGUUAACACUUCGUAUUCAAGCUAAGAUGGAUAGAGGUUUCUUCUUGGCUGAUAAUGAUUGGACAUGUUACCGUAGAAACUAUUUCCAAGUGAGUGGUGCCUUCGCUAUCCAUGGUUUAAACCAUUACUAUGCUGAUCAGGAAACUCAAUGUCUCGUUCAAGUCGACGGGCAUUUUUUCCCAGUUCAUAAUUUCUCAAUGAACAUUUCGGCCCGCGUUUCGAAUAGCGACAAAAAAAUAGAAUUAGUUCAGCACACACCCAAGCGUGAUAAGGGUCCCCAAUCUACUCCUAUCGCUAAACUCAUCAUGCCCGGUGGUAAUUUAAGCAUGAGCUCAGUAGGCGCCAACCAAAGUAUUGUUACUUUUGAAAGAAUCCAAUUCAAAACUGCUACUGCUAAUAACGGUAAAAGAAGAGCUGCUCAACAAUAUUACGUCUGUUUAGUAGACCUUUAUGCGGAGAUUGAAGGUAAUAAGAAGGUUAAAAUUGCUUCUUGCCAAUCUGCACCUCUUGUCGUUCGCGGCCGUAGCCCAGGUCAUUACUCUGAUAACCAUGAUCGUUAUGAGAACAACAUGCCUAUCUCUGCUCCUCCUCAACAACAACAUGAUGAAAGAUUCAAUGCUCCUUUCCCAAGACCACCCAUGACACCUCCCGGUGUAAUGGCUCCAGAAUAUGGAUCUCCUUAUCCUUAUCAACCGUAUAACAAUUAUCCUCAUUAUCCUAUGCAGCAAGGUAUGGUCAUGAACUCUACACCACCUACCCCUACAAGUGGUCCAGCACCUCCUCAACAUCAGCAUCAACAACAACAACAACAUCACCAUCAUCAUCAACAACAACAACAACAGCAACAACAACAACAACAACAACAACAACAACAUCAAGGUAAUAACGGUUCAUAUAUGAUACCUAGCAUGACUUCUGAUCCAUCUUCCUCAGAAACAUCUUCUCCUGAUCUCUACAAUGGUGAAUAUAACAACGGAAGAGUAUCCGCGUCUAAUAAUAAUGCGUUGCACGAAGAGUCUAAAUUAAGUCAUCCCCAGCUUCCUCAUCCUCAUCACAACGGUGGUAGUGUGAAUAUGCAUUUACCUAUGGAUAAUGGAGAAUGGCAUCGCGGACGUAUGAACUCUACUGGUAGUCAUCAUUCACCCGCUGCUUACGAGCAACAACAUAAUUCAUACUUUUCUCAAGCUCCUACUCCUAAUAACCCUCCUCAAAGCGCAUUUUCUAAUAACUCUGCUCCUUCCACGCCUUAUGGUGGUCCCAGCCCAAGAAAGUUUGGUGGUCAAAACAUCCAACAGACAUCCUAAUAACCUCUACAAUACUGCCAUAUGAUACACCUUGCCUCCUCUUUUUUUUUUCUCCUCACUUUUUUGUAAGCUUUUUUUUCCUACAACCUCACCAUUUUUUUUUUAUCUAUGUAAUUUUCAAAUCAUGCUUUUCAUGAUCUUUUUUGUUUAUUUUAUUUACCCUUAUAUCUUAUUUAUACACGCUUUACGAUAGAAAAGAGAUUAUCUCUUUUUAUAUAUAUAUAAAAACCCAAUUUAAUACAAAUAAUAAUAUUUGACUUGCUGUAUGACGGUG
Messenger RNA from Mucor mucedo, 2176 nucleotides. RefSeq lists its product as uncharacterized. Gene Ontology annotation, biological process: positive regulation of transcription by RNA polymerase II; meiotic cell cycle. Bases 121 to 1902 code for a protein of 593 amino acids. Gene Ontology annotation, molecular function: DNA binding; DNA-binding transcription factor activity. Lineage: Eukaryota; Fungi; Mucoromycota; Mucoromycetes; Mucorales; Mucoraceae. The record is from RefSeq and is a predicted model, not a curated record. Gene Ontology annotation, cellular component: nuclear chromosome. The transcript is spliced from 4 exons.